AUGUAUUACUUUAAUCAAUUUUUACAGCAUACAAAAUAUAUUUUACCACAUGCAGCACGAUUUUGUCUAGUUAGUACAUUUAUUGAAGAUGGUAUUCGUAUGUACAUGCAAUGGAAUGAACAGCGUCAGUAUAUUAUGUCAAGUUGGGGAGUCGGCUGGUUUAUUGGUACGCUGUUUGUUAUCAUUAAUUUAUUUGGACAAUUAAUCCCGUGUACAAUGAUUUUAUUACGUAAAAAAACUGAAUAUGCUUGUGGAGUACUUUUUUUCAUUAUUGCAUUUCAAGUAGUUGGCUAUAAAACUCUGUGGAGUUUUCGUUAUUCAUUAAAGUCAUGCGCAUUAGUCGGUGGAUUAAUACUACUAUUGGUUGAAAAUCGUAAAGAAGGUCGAACUUUAUUUGCUGGUGUACCAACAAUGCAUAAUAAUGCACCGAAAAAUUACAUGCAGUUAACUGGUCGUGUACUCCUCGUUAUCAUGUUUUUGACAAUUGUCCGUUACGAUAUAUCAAUAUCAUCUAUAAUUCAAAAUUUAAUCGGUGGAAUAUGUAUAUGUUUUGUGGCAGUUGGUUUUAAAACAAAAUUAUCGGCCAUGUUUUUGGUACUCUAUUUAAUAUGUAUCAAUGUUUAUGCUAAUAGUUUCUGGUUAGUGCCAAAUACUCGUGCAUUACACGAUUUUUUAAAAUAUGAUUUUUUUCAAACAAUGUCCGUCAUUGGAGGUUUAUUAUUUGUGGUGGCAUUGGGACCCGGCGGUGUAUCAGUUGACGCAAGAAAGAAAGAAUGGUAG
Messenger RNA from Didymodactylos carnosus, 780 nucleotides. The record is from the annotation of a GenBank genome assembly. NCBI's taxonomy places the organism in Eukaryota, Metazoa, Rotifera, Eurotatoria, Philodinida, Philodinidae.